GUUUGAGAAACCACACGCAUUGUAGGAAUUCGCGGAGAGAAAUAACAUUUCUUGCUCUCUCUUCAAUUCCUUCUCCUUCUCCUUCUCCUUCUCCUUCUCCUUCUCUCUCUCAAUUUUCUCUCCCUAGAAGUUUGUUAAGAUUAUCUGUUAUUCAAAGAUGUUCAUUGAGAGCUUUAAGGUAGAGAGCCCCAAUGUUAAGUACACAGAGACUGAGAUUCAUUCUGUGUAUGACUAUGAGACCACAGAGCUUGUUCAUGAGAACAAGAAUGGUACCUAUCAAUGGACUGUCAAGCCCAAAACUGUCAAAUACGAGUUCAAGACUGAUACCCAUGUCCCCAAACUAGGGGUUAUGCUUGUGGGUUGGGGAGGAAACAAUGGUUCAACCCUCACUGGUGGUGCUAUUGCAAAUCGGGAGGGAAUUUCUUGGGCAACCAAAGAUAAGGUUCAACAAGCCAACUAUUUUGGCUCACUCACUCAGGCAUCAACAAUCAGAGUUGGGUCUUUCAAUGGAGAGGAAAUCUAUGCUCCAUUCAAAAGCCUCCUUCCCAUGGUGAAUCCAGAUGACAUUGUGUUUGGGGGUUGGGACAUAAGUGAUAUGAACUUGGCAGAUGCCAUGGCCAGGGCUAGGGUCUUUGACAUUGAUCUGCAGAAGCAAUUGAGGCCCUACAUGGAAUCCAUGGUCCCACUCCCUGGAGUGUAUGACCCUGAUUUCAUUGCUGCCAAUCAAGGGUCACGUGCCAACAACGUGAUCAAAGGAACCAAAAAAGAGCAAGUUCAACAAAUCAUCAAAGAUAUUAGGGAGUUCAAGGAAGCAAACAAGGUGGAUAAGGUGGUUGUGCUGUGGACUGCCAACACUGAGAGAUACAGUAAUAUAGUUGUUGGCCUAAAUGACACUAUGGAGAACCUCUUGGCCUCAGUGGACAAGAAUGAAGCUGAGAUAUCUCCUUCUACUUUGUAUGCUAUAGCUUGUGUCUUUGAAAACAUUCCUUUCAUCAAUGGAAGUCCACAGAACACUUUUGUUCCAGGGCUGAUUGACUUGGCUAUAAAGAACAACACUUUAAUUGGUGGUGAUGACUUUAAGAGUGGUCAGACCAAGAUGAAAUCUGUACUGGUUGAUUUCCUUGUUGGGGCUGGCAUCAAGCCAACAUCUAUAGUGAGCUAUAACCAUCUAGGAAACAACGAUGGUAUGAAUCUCUCUGCCCCUCAAACCUUCCGCUCCAAGGAAAUCUCUAAGAGCAACGUUGUGGAUGAUAUGGUUUCUAGCAACGGUAUCCUUUAUGAGCCUGGCGAGCAUCCUGACCAUGUUGUUGUUAUCAAGUACGUGCCAUAUGUGGCGGAUAGCAAGAGGGCUAUGGAUGAGUACACAUCAGAGAUAUUCAUGGGUGGGAAGAGCACUAUAGUGUUACACAACACAUGUGAGGACUCCCUUUUGGCAGCUCCAAUCAUCUUAGACUUGGUCCUUCUUGCUGAACUUAGCACUAGGAUUCAGCUCAAGGCUGAAGGAGAGGGAAAGUUUCACUCAUUCCACCCUGUGGCUACCAUUCUCAGCUACCUCACCAAGGCCCCUCUUGUACCCCCAGGCACACCAGUGAUCAAUGCACUAUCAAAGCAGAGGGCAAUGCUUGAGAAUAUACUGAGGGCUUGUGUUGGAUUAGCUCCUGAGAACAACAUGAUUUUGGAAUACAAGUGAAGAAACAAAGCAAGAGAAUAUUUAAUAAAACAAGUGAAAAAAUUUGGUUUCCGCAGCUGUCAAAUGCCUAUCUUCCUUCAGUACUCAUUUUCUUGCAGAUAUGUGUUGUUGAUGAUUUGAAGAAAAAUGUGAUGUUUGUAAAGAGUAGGCUGGCUGAUCAGUCUAGUGUUAUUCUCUUUGGUUUAUGUUCUAGUGUUCUGCUUUUAGGUGGUGAUCAAAUGUGUAAUCUGUUUGCUUUUUAGCUCAUUCUGGAGCAAGGUUUUAUUGGUAAUAGAUAUAAAUCUGAAACAUUUGUA
Molecule: messenger RNA, 1986 nt
Organism: Cornus florida
Lineage: Eukaryota; Viridiplantae; Streptophyta; Magnoliopsida; Cornales; Cornaceae
Product: inositol-3-phosphate synthase
Exons: 10
Coding region: 158-1690 (510 amino acids)
Biological process (GO): phospholipid biosynthetic process; inositol biosynthetic process
Cellular component (GO): cytoplasm
Molecular function (GO): inositol-3-phosphate synthase activity
Source: RefSeq, a predicted model, not a curated record